Drosophila simulans is the source of this 500-nucleotide messenger RNA. RefSeq lists its product as uncharacterized. NCBI's taxonomy places the organism in Eukaryota, Metazoa, Arthropoda, Insecta, Diptera, Drosophilidae. The transcript has 4 exons. The record is from RefSeq and is a predicted model, not a curated record. The coding region runs from base 123 to 482 and encodes 119 amino acids.
AAGACUUUGGAGUCCAAAACUAGCCACAAAUCAAGGAAACAGAAGGAGAAUCUCCUUAAGGAGUUGAAAGCUCUGAAGGAUUUGUUGGAGCAAUUCAAAAAGAGUCUCGAAAAAUGACCUGAAUGAAAUGUAUCAACAAACGUUACUAUAGUAAAUUCCAAAUUAUCUCAACAAGUUUUGGCGCGCUCCGUAAGGAUACAAUGCUGAAGGUGGUCGAGAAGCUUUUCCAACUGUUGCGACCCAGGAUGUGUCAGUUUUCGCAAUCGAACAAGAACAUAUCCAAGCAUUUGUUCGAGAAAGCCAGGGCGGAGGAGAACAUACAUUUCCUUAAGCUGCAACGGGAACAGCUGAAGACGCUGCGAGAAAAGAUUCUCAGCCAGAAGAACGAAGUCACAACGAAGAUCAUCAAGGUGGACAAGCAGAUACAAUCGUUGGAAAAAUCCAAGACCGAAGGCUCACAGAUGAACCAUGAACAAAAUUAAUAAAGUGUAGCAGAAGCA